UCUGGAGGACCCGGGGGGGCGUUUUAGUCCGGGUGAGCUCCCAUGCGCUCGCAAAUGGGAGCGUGGAAAGCUCUGUAGUAGCGAGUUGCAGGCACUUGAGCAAGGGUAGGGGAAAUCGUGUGCUUUCUGAGGCUUUCUGCAGGGCUAGCUGUGCGCUGGAAGGAGGCACGUGCGUCCCUCCAGCUACAUAGUUUCUUCGGGUGCAAAGGAAAGUGUCGCGGGCUGUCAGAGGACGCUGCCGCACCCCUCGAGGGCAGGGCGCCGGCGUCCGCGCUCCCUCCCGCAGCGCCCGGCUCCCGGGAAGAAGCUGGCACAAGUGCUGGUGUCAGAUUUACCUUGAGCCGGAACCGACCUGAAAGCACUCCAGGCUCCCCCAGAGCAGGCCAGGCCUAGAAGAGGUGCUGCCCAGCCCGUUGCUUUGAUGAGGAAACAGGCACUAAGAGGAGUUUCCCGGGCCUCAGGGACCUGGCAACAAAGCCGGAGGCUGGAGCCCACAUGUCCUUAAACCAGCCCAGCUCUCUUCCAGCGUGGUCACAGGGCUCUGUCCAGGGUGACGGGUGACAGCAUCUAAACCUCGCAUUUCCCACACAGUCAUGACCCCAGCUUGCUAACCUAGCCCCAGGGCAGCAGACAAGAAAGCCCCACUGCCUUUGGAACACUGGCCUUGAUCCCCGGGUUAAAUAGUCUUCUGGCUAGCUCUGCCUCGAAUUACAAAUUCAAUUAGAUUUAGGAACCCAGCAUGCUUCGAGGCUUUGAGGAAAAGGAGCACAGGAGACAAACAGACAAGUGCAGGUUACAAAAGCCCCAGCCUUCCAGGGCACACAGUCUAACCAAAGGUUUGGAUGAGCAGCCGGACGUGAUGAUAAGCAAGGAAACAGCCAUCACGCCAGAGGCUGCCCUGCCAGCUUGGGUUAGAGAUCUGGGACUACUCAUCCCUUCUCUGGACACCCAGAGAAGUGUCCAAGCAGACCCCCCACUCCGGCUCUGGUGGAGGCAAUCAGGAAAGUCAGGGGCUGGCUGCAGAGUCGGGUGGAGUUAGGCGGGUCUCAGGAGUGGGGGUGCUUGGCUCAGCUUAGAGGGUGCUGAGCGACUGGCGUGGACCUCUCCAGGGCUUUGGGGAGCCCCGGAGGCAGCUGGCAGCCGGAACAAGGACUCAGCCAAAGAGCAGAGAGCAGCAGUGCAGACCAAGCAUGAGUCCCCAGGGCCCUCACCAGCUGCAGGCAGGCAAUCAGGAGCCCAGCGCUGGAGACCCCACCCCGGCUGUGACAUCACGGGGGGGGGUGGAGACGAAUAAAAAGGGGGUCCCCCGCCCUUGCUCCGGACUCUUGGCAGGCUGAGUGUCGAGAGCCAGCGGAGGGAGCCUGGGCACUGGGCUGGGGAGCCUGGUGUGAGGGAACGAGUGCCCCAAGCCGCUCUCCAGACUCCCCUCUGGGUGCCCCGAGCCCUGUGGCAGCAUGAACUGCAUCUCAGACUUCUUCACCUACGAGACCACCAAGUCGGUGGUGGUGAAGAGCUGGACCAUCGGGGUCAUCAACCGCGCCGUCCAGCUCCUGAUCAUCUCUUACUUCGUGGGGUGGGUUUUCCUGCACGAGAAGGCAUACCAGGUACGGGACACGGCCAUCGAGUCCUCGGUGGUGACCAAGGUGAAGGGCUUCGGACGCUACGCCAACCGUGUCAUGGACGUGUCCGACUACGUCACCCCACCCCAGGGCACCUCUGUCUUCGUCAUCAUCACCAAGAUGAUCGUCACAGAGAACCAGAUGCAGGGCUUCUGCCCAGAGAGCGAAGAGAAGUUCCACUGUGUGACCGACAGCCAGUGCCGGCCAGGCCGCUUUGCCAGCGGGGGCAUCCUCACCGGCCGCUGUGUGAACCUCAGCUCCCAGCAGCGCUCCUGCGAGGUCCGGGGCUGGUGCCCCACAGAGGUUGACACGGUGGAGAGGCCCGUCAUGAUGGAGGCCGAGAACUUCACCAUCUUCAUCAAGAACAGCAUCCGGUUCCCACUGUUCAACUUCGAGAAGGGAAACCUCCCUCCUGAGCUGACAGCCAGUGACAUGAAGACCUGCCGCUUCCACCCCGACAGGGCCCCGUUCUGCCCCAUCCUGCGUGUGGGGGACGUGGUCAGCUUUGCGGGGCAGGAUUUCGCCAAGCUGGCCAGCACAGGCGGAGUCCUGGGCAUCAAGAUCGGCUGGGUCUGCGACCUGGACAGGGCGGAGGAUCAGUGCGUCCCCCGGUACUCCUUCACCCGGCUGGACAGCGUCUCCGAGAAAAGCAGGGUCUCCCCCGGCUACAACUUCAGAAAAUAUCACGAGUCACCAGCGACAGUGACGGUGACCACUGGUUCUUCAGUGCCUUUCCCAGGAAGAACGGAAACCAGGGGUUUAAAUACUGCCUCAUUCACCUUCCCACGGACCUUGGGACUUCGGGAUCUUUCUGGGUUUUUCCAUUUGGGAGAAAAGGAGAGAGAGCGAACACAGGAUAAACUACGCAGAGGAGCUGAGUGCUGUCGCCAUCUGGGAAGUGGGGCCGAUGCCACCUUUAUCCCUUCAGUGCGUGCCUGGCAGGACAAGUACCCAAUGUGACAGCCUAAAGAGGCUAAGUAGUCUGCUUGGAUCAUGAGCAGGAGAAAUGCCUGUAAGAAUAUGUUUGUGAUACCAAAGAACCCCUAACUCAAAUUUCCUUUGUUAGCCGGGUGUGGUAGGCUCGCCUGUCAUCCCAGCAUUUAGGAGGCUGAGGCAGAGGGGUCACU
This is a messenger RNA of Fukomys damarensis (Damara mole-rat), 2746 nucleotides long. RefSeq names its product purinergic receptor P2X 3 (gene P2rx3). Gene Ontology annotation, cellular component: plasma membrane; nuclear inner membrane. The record is from RefSeq and is a predicted model, not a curated record. Gene Ontology annotation, molecular function: purinergic nucleotide receptor activity; ATP binding; extracellularly ATP-gated monoatomic cation channel activity. Gene Ontology annotation, biological process: monoatomic cation transmembrane transport; response to ATP. The transcript has 9 exons. Lineage: Eukaryota; Metazoa; Chordata; Mammalia; Rodentia; Bathyergidae. The coding region runs from base 1455 to 2579 and encodes 374 amino acids.